Coprinopsis cinerea okayama7#130 is the source of this 1656-nucleotide messenger RNA. RefSeq lists its product as hypothetical. Lineage: Eukaryota; Fungi; Basidiomycota; Agaricomycetes; Agaricales; Psathyrellaceae. The coding region runs from base 1 to 1656 and encodes 551 amino acids. Gene Ontology annotation, cellular component: peroxisomal membrane. The transcript has 3 exons. Gene Ontology annotation, biological process: peroxisome organization. The record is from RefSeq and is a predicted model, not a curated record.
AUGUCCCCCAACAACAACCCAGUCGUCCUCUCAGAUUUUGUAAACAGCGUGCCGUCGCCGCUGACAUUUGCCCUCGUCAGUUUAUCGGACAAAAUUGCCCUGUUGAAGACAGUUCUCCAAGUCUUGAACUGGCGCUCAAACUCAUGGUUUGAUGGCUUCCUCGUUGUCGCUGCUUGGUGGGCGUUCUGCUGCUUCGCGGGCUCAGUCUUGAGGUAUUUUCUACCGGUACUGGUGGUCGGCCUUGUCGCGUACACCCGUAAACGCGGGGCACAACCGACGUCGAAACAGCCAGUUGUCACUGAAACCCUACUCCAGAACACGAUUUCGGACUUGACCACACUGCCCAUCCUCCUUCCGGAUAUAUCUUCACCGGCUCUACUCGUCUCAUCACUAUCCCUGUCCACACUGGCACGCGCAGCAGCGGUACUGUACAUCCCGUACCUCGCUCUGACGUACUAUGUCCCACUGUACCUCAUCUUCGCCAUUGCGGGUACCGUUGUCUUGACAUGGCGUGCGCCCUUCGCUAUGGUUCUUAGGAAGAUCGUAUGGAGGAGUGCGUAUGUCCGAUGGACUGUAUGGACAGCUUGGUCCUAUGUUUCCGGCGUGCCCCUUCCGCCUAAAGCCAUCUCACCUCAAACGCAACGGCUUGCUUCGACUACCGUUCAACCCGACGGAGAUUCCUCGAAAGGAGAAGAAGGCAAGACACCAAAUACGACCACAACCUCGCUAAGGUUCCUGUUCACCGUUUACGAGAACCAGAGGUGGUGGAUGGGCCUGGACUGGACAGCAGCCUUGCUACCUGGCGAGAGGCCCUCGUGGUGCUCAGCUUCGCAAGCACCUUUAUCGCCUCCUGGUGCAUUCACUCUUCCGGAACCCACCACGACGUAUAUCCCCCACCCGAGCGAUAGCACCAAGAAAAUCAAGCGAACGGCGGAGUGGUAUUGGGAAGAGCCAGAGUGGAGAGUGUUGGUGAAGAAGGAAGGGACGGCUUUGAGUAGGGUUGAGAGGCCUGUUCCGACUGAAGAUCCCCAGGGCGAGGACGGAGCGGGAGGCGGAGGUAAUAAUACCAGCAGCCGACUUUUGAAGGCUGCGUCCAACCGAUUUGCCAGCGGGAGCUCGAGUGCCGGUUCAAUCCACAGGAGGGAUUCGUCUGCUAGUCAGGCGAGCGGUGCAAGCGGAGGAGGGAGCCAAGAUGUUGUAGAAGGUGCAGAGGAAGAUACGGAUAGCUAUACGGAUCCGGACGGGUGGGUGUACGGUGAUAACAAGUGGGAGAACAAGAGCAAUAAGGGCGGGAUGAGCAAAUACACUCGUUACCGACGCUGGACACGGGUUGCGGUCUUGACCGAGUUCACCCAGGUGGUUGAUGCAGCACCGGAGAAUACACCUGAUAGACGCGCCAAACCGGUCAACAAGCCUCCUCCCAUAUCCUUGGACGGCGCCGCUACCGGUGCACUGAACUCUGUCGUUGCGGAACAACCUCAGGCCCCGGUGACUUCCACUUCAUCCGAGCAACCCAAAACGCCUGUAAAGGUUUCCACACCCUCGACACCGAGUCGUGUCCCCACAGACAACCCACUGUCUCCUGGCGCGUCAGAGAGCCCGUUGAGGCAGAGAUUGCGGAUGGCGCUGAACAAGGGAUCGGCUGGACUUUCUUGA